AAAGAGAGUGGCAAAACAUGUGUCAUGACAUUUGACCAGGGAUAGUUGACUUAGUUUUUUUAACAUGCAAUUGCUUUGCUAUCAACAAGAUUUUGUCUUAAAUCUUGAAUCUUACCGUACCACCACCACCACCGGCGUGAGUUGUGAUGAACAGAAUGUCUAGCAGCACCAGUACUCUGCUUCCAUUUAGAAGUCAGUCGUUCCUAAUAAAUAUAAACCCCCAACUCAGAAAACGAUCCUACGUCGUAUCGUUUCCUCCUCCGCCACCGCCUCUGUUAACUUCAAAGUUAUUAUUAUUAUCAUAUCAGAAGAAGAAGAGGAAUGGAGGAGGGGUUUUAGCUCGUGCAGAAGAAGAUGGUGGAGAACAAGGAAACUCAUCUUCCGUUCAGCCUAAGCCUAAUCCCGAUAACCCCUUUCAGGAUUCUCCGUCAUCAGGAGCUUGUGAUCCUUUAUGUUCAGUGGAUGAAACAAGCUCACUAGAAUAUGAAGCUACUUACCAGCCAAAAACCGAUUUAUUAAAAGCUCUCGCAAUAUUUGGAGCUGCGGCCACAGGGGCAGUUGCAAUUAAUCAUUCCUGGGUGGCUGCAAACCAGGAUCUUGCAAUGGCACUGUUGUUUGGAAUAGGGUAUGCUGGCAUAAUUUUUGAAGAGUCACUUGCUUUUAAUAAAAGCGGAGUAGGGUUACUAAUGGCAGUAAGCUUGUGGGUUAUUAGGAGCAUUGGAGCCCCGUCAACUGACAUAGCUGUAGCAGAGUUAACACACGCAUCAGCAGAAGUGAGUGAAAUAGUUUUUUUCUUGCUUGGUGCAAUGACGAUAGUGGAAAUAGUUGAUGCUCAUCAGGGAUUCAAGUUGGUUACUGACAAUAUUACCACUCGCAAACCACGUACCCUCCUUUGGGUGGUUGGAUUUGUGACUUUCUUCCUUAGCUCGGUGCUUGAUAACCUCACAUCUACAAUAGUUAUGGUUUCCUUAUUGAGGAAAUUGGUACCUCCGUCAGAAUACCGAAAGUUACUCGGUGCUGUAGUUGUAAUAGCAGCGAAUGCAGGCGGGGCAUGGACUCCUAUUGGUGAUGUAACAACUACUAUGCUUUGGAUACAUGGCCAAAUAUCCACAUUGCCAACUAUGACGAGCCUGUUUGUGCCUAGUGUGGUUUCUCUCGCAGUGCCGUUGGCCCUCAUGUCCUUCUCAAGUGAAGUAGAUGGGAAGGGACAGAAUACAGACGAUGUUUUGGCUUCUGAACAGAUGGCACCACGUGGACAACUUGUUUUCGCAGUGGGAAUCGGGGCGUUAGUGUUUGUUCCAAUUUUCAAAUCUUUAACGGGCUUGCCUCCGUAUUUGGGUAUGCUGUUUGGGCUUGGAGUUCUUUGGAUAUUAACCGACGCUAUCCACUACGGGGAAUCAGAAAGACAACAGUUAAAAGUACCGCAGGCCUUAUCACGUAUCGAUACUCAAGGAGUUCUUUUCUUCCUUGGAAUCCUAUUAUCCGUCAGUAGCUUGGAGGCAGCAGGGCUUCUGAGAGAAAUAGCGAACUACCUUGAUGCUCAUAUUCCGAGCAGCGAGUUGAUUGCAAGUGCGAUAGGGGUAGUUUCGGCAAUCAUAGAUAAUGUUCCACUGGUGGCGGCAGCCAUGGGGAUGUAUGACCUUUCAUCGUAUCCCCAAGACUCCCAAUUUUGGCAGUUAGUUGCAUUUUGCGCCGGCACCGGUGGGUCCAUGCUUGUUAUCGGAUCUGCUGCCGGUGUUGCUUUAAUGGGAAUGGAAAAAAUCGACUUCUUUUGGUAUUUAAGAAAGGCAAGUGGUUUCGCUUUUGCUGGUUACGCUGCGGGGAUUGCUGCGUAUUUAGCAUCUCAAAACCUACAUCUCUCGACAACCGUAGCCGCUAAUCUUCCAUUCAUCUCUGGUUCAUGAAGCAAGGUAGUUGAAAGAAGAUGUUAGUAGAAAUUGAGGUUUUAAUAAUAUUGGCCCAAUUGUAUUAAGUUUUGUUGAAUGUGUAUUAGAAUAAUCCUUUUUGUAUGUUUUAGUUGUUUUUCUAUUUUGCCUAAUAAAAGUUUCUACAGAAGGUAAAAUAAGCUCA
This is a messenger RNA of Helianthus annuus (common sunflower), 2070 nucleotides long. Its product is annotated as sodium/proton antiporter 2. Gene Ontology annotation, biological process: transmembrane transport; sodium ion transport. Gene Ontology annotation, molecular function: antiporter activity. Gene Ontology annotation, cellular component: membrane. The coding region runs from base 147 to 1904 and encodes 585 amino acids. NCBI's taxonomy places the organism in Eukaryota, Viridiplantae, Streptophyta, Magnoliopsida, Asterales, Asteraceae. The transcript has 10 exons. The record is from RefSeq and is a predicted model, not a curated record.